This is a messenger RNA of Macrosiphum euphorbiae (potato aphid), 252 nucleotides long. The record is from the annotation of a GenBank genome assembly. Lineage: Eukaryota; Metazoa; Arthropoda; Insecta; Hemiptera; Aphididae.
AUGUAUAACAACCAUACACAUAGCAUCAACACAGCAGAAAGCCUUAGAUAUUUACCAGCUAAUAAUGAUGUAAAAAACUUAUUUUAUGAGUAUUUUGAAAAUGGUAUAUUCAUAGCUGAAGCUCAAAAAUAUCACGAACAGUGUCGACCUCCAUUAGGAGAAAAUACUACAGUAAAAAAAAAAAAAAACCGAAACCUUGGAUUGAACAUAAACUUAGACCAAACAAAUGCUAUAAGUCAUAGACCUUUUUAA